Molecule: messenger RNA, 1635 nt
Organism: Pistacia vera
Lineage: Eukaryota; Viridiplantae; Streptophyta; Magnoliopsida; Sapindales; Anacardiaceae
Product: 50S ribosomal protein L7/L12
Exons: 1
Coding region: 879-1460 (193 amino acids)
Biological process (GO): translation
Cellular component (GO): ribosome
Molecular function (GO): structural constituent of ribosome
Source: RefSeq, a predicted model, not a curated record
AUUCGUUGCUGAUCAGUCUUUUGUGAAACAUUCUUAGUUGUUAAUCUGGUGUUUGAAUCUGGGGUUUUCUCUUUCACUAUGAAUUAUACACUGAACAGAAUGCUACAACUUCAAAUAGUUCAUUAACCAGCUAGAUUAGGCCAUAUAAACCCUAAUUCACCUUCUAUUAAAAACCCGACCCCUCCCCUCCUCCUCUCACCACCGCCACCUCCGCCACAACAUGCACCUCCUCAACUCUUCUCUCCCUUCUCCUACUUAACUGAAUUGAAUAACCCUGACUUCCAUCAAUGCCCGUAGCAGAACCAAUUUUUCCGUUUUUUAGCUUUCUGGACAUAUUUCAGCAAAUUUGCAUUAGUUUUUCAAUAUGUUUACUUCUUUGUUUAUGCUAAAGUUCAAAUGUAACGAAUGAGGGCAAAGUGAUGUGCCAACUUGGGCCUUUGGUUUAUCUGCACAGUGAUAUGAUAAUGAGUUAUUGAUAUGUAUACCUAUAAGGGGAUUAAUUGUGGGGAAGUAUGAUUGAUUCUGAUUCAGCAGAGGUCUACGAUUUGCACUUUAAUCACGGUGUCUUCGAAUCACACUUUUGUACAGUUUGAUGUAAAGUGCUUAUUGUGAACUUUGCAGUUUGAUACUUGCAUAGAUUUUCUGAUCUUCUGUAUUUAAAUAAAUAGACAUUUUCCUUUUUUCUAACUGAUGUAACCUUUUAUUUUUAUUAUUUUCUCUUUUCUUCUAGAUUGUGGUGCUUUAGAAGGUGCUGUUCAGAUACGUUGUGAAUUGGAAGUCCUCCUGUUUCAUCCAUUGCUGUGGUUUGUCAUAAAGGAGAGAAUCUAUUUCUAGCCAUAAUUAUUCCAUGACUCAUUUUUUUCACUGAACACAAAACCAUGAAGUUGAUAGCACUUGCCAGAUCUAUUCGAUCUCGUCCAACACUCACUGAAGUAAUUGGACCUUUGCAGUUUCGUUCUUUCCAGCCUGAUUUUGUUCCCAGAGAUCCUAAAGCCAAGCCCAGAAAGUACAAAUAUCCAGCAUUCUAUGAUCCAUAUGGCCCGAGGCCCCCACCCUCUGAUAAAGUUGUUCAGCUCGCUGAACGCAUUGCUGCAUUGACUGUUGAUGAACGCAAGCAAAUUGGACCUACUCUUACCGAGAGGCUAAGGCAUCCAAAGUUGCAGCCAAUUUCAACAGAAGGCAUGGACUUGGGUGCAGAGGGAGGGGCAGCUGCUGGAUCUGCAAAAGUCGAAGAAAAGAAGGAAAAGACAGCUUUUGAUGUGAAAUUAGAGAAAUUUGACGCAGCUGCAAAAAUCAAGGUCAUUAAAGAAGUGAGGGCUUUCACUACUUUGGGCUUGAAGGAGGCCAAGGACCUGGUUGAGAAGGUACCUGUUCUACUUAAACAAGGGGUCACUAAAGAAGAGGCAAAUGACAUAAUAGAGAAGAUAAAAGCCGCAGGAGGAGUUGCAGUUAUGGAAUGAAAAUGUCAAGUCACAUUGUACCAGCUAUUGUUGGUUCUGUUGUACUUGGUGACUUUUGUUGUCCAGAGAAUGAUGGAUUAUCUGACAUAUUCUCAAUGAAUUUUGCCAUGUUGAAUGGGCAGCAAUUUUUUAUAGAGAUUUGAAGAAAUAAUUAGAUUUCAUCUUCCUCUUUUGC